AGAAAGGCCCGAUAUAUGGCUUAAGAAAACCCUAAUUUCAAUUUCUACUGAUUUUAUUCCUCUUCUACCCUAACAAAACAACGAUAAAUUGAAGCGUGUUCUAGAACAGAAGUACAGAACCACUGAUAGAGUGAGAGAGAAUGGCAGGGACAGAGGAAGAAAGCGCAGUGAAGGAGCCUUUGGAUCUCAUACGACUCAGUCUCGACGAACGUAUCUAUGUCAAACUCCGUUCUGAUAGAGAGCUUCGUGGCAAGCUUCACGCUUAUGAUCAGCAUCUUAAUAUGAUUCUUGGUGAUGUUGAAGAAAUUGUUACCACUGUUGAAAUUGAUGAUGAGACAUAUGAAGAAAUUGUUAGGACUACAAAGAGGACAGUUCCUUUUCUGUUUGUUAGGGGAGAUGGGGUGAUAUUGGUUUCCCCACCAUUGAGGACUGCAUAACAUUUAUGAUGGAUUAAAGAAUCAUUUUAAUGUCAACUAUUGCAGACACUGUAUAAUUUAACUAGUGACCUUAUUGCUUAUGAUUAUACUAUCUUCAGUUGGCAUGUUUGCUAGUGUUCUUAACAUUCAGGUUUUAUAUUCUCUUUUUUAGCACGAGAAUCUUAGUAAGCUCUUGAACAAGGCUUUUUGCUGCAGCUUGGAGCUGUCAAUUACAUAAUAGUAGCUCCAUAUAAUCCAGCAAUAGUUCUUGAUUUGGUGUA
This is a messenger RNA of Vicia villosa (hairy vetch), 697 nucleotides long. Its product is annotated as sm-like protein LSM3A. NCBI's taxonomy places the organism in Eukaryota, Viridiplantae, Streptophyta, Magnoliopsida, Fabales, Fabaceae. The record is from RefSeq and is a predicted model, not a curated record. The coding region runs from base 141 to 437 and encodes 98 amino acids. The transcript is spliced from 3 exons. Gene Ontology annotation, biological process: P-body assembly; mRNA splicing, via spliceosome. Gene Ontology annotation, molecular function: RNA binding. Gene Ontology annotation, cellular component: precatalytic spliceosome; U6 snRNP; P-body.